This is a messenger RNA of Bactrocera tryoni, 4364 nucleotides long. RefSeq lists its product as uncharacterized. The annotation marks the transcript as partial. The record is from RefSeq and is a predicted model, not a curated record. Lineage: Eukaryota; Metazoa; Arthropoda; Insecta; Diptera; Tephritidae. The transcript has 5 exons.
UCAGAUUUUCAUCGAAUUUCCUGCCUCUUUGUUACUGACAUCAAUGUUCCGGAAAUUGUUGAUUUUCGCGAUAAUGUCACGUUAUCCUGCAGUUAUGAUAUGAGCGGACAUACGUUGAAUUCCGUAAAAUGGUACAAGGAUAAGCAGGAAUUUUUCAGAUACUCGCCAAUGAUGCAUCCGGUGUAUAUGAAAUUUCCCGUCGCUGGCGUUCAAGUGCAAGAUGGCAAGUACUUCUGCAACGAAUCGACGUGUCGGGUGGAUUUAAGUUUAGUCGGCGCUAAAUCAACGGGCACAUACGAAUGCGAGGUAUCUGGCGAUGCGCCACACUUCAAGUUGGCUGCAAAAGGAGACAACAUGACCGUAGCAGCGCUGCCUCAGAGUGACCCGCUGAUCGACAGCUUCAAUUCAAUGUACCGCAUGGAGGAACUGUUGAGCGCCACCUGCACCUCGGACUAUUCAAGCUUGCCCACGCGACUGACAUGGUUCAUCAACGCCGAACAGGCUUCGCUGGGCGAACUGCAACCCAGCAUUGACACCAGCAUUCCGGCGCACGAUUAUGUCCUGCGACGCCAAAAGCUUCAGGUGCGCUUUUAUUUGAGCGGACCACGCUUCUAUCAUGCUGGAAAAAAUCUGGAAUUGAAGUGCGUGGCGGAAAUUGAAAAUUUCCCGGAACUGAAGCGUGAAACUUCAUUGACUGCGGCAAUCACACACUACGACAAUUUGAACAAUCAGAUGCUGAUACAUGCCGGCAGUGGAGCGAGUGGUGCUGCGCCCGGCAUUCAUCAACACAUUUGUGCUAGUAAAGUUAUCCUCAUUUUGUUCGUGAUAUGUUUAAUGUUUAGCAGCAUGCUACUCUCUUUAUGAUCUGCCUGCGAUAUAUUUGCAACCAGCAAACCACAGAAAAUCACCAAGAGACGGCAAAUGGAACCAGCGAAGCCAACAACAACUCUUUCGAUUUGGCAACAGAGCCAAGCAUCGACGAGAGCAACCAUGACUGCGUCCACUAUAUCACAUUAGUUAGUUAGAUGUAACCAAUUAUGAUGUAAAUACAAUGAAAAAACGAAGAAAGGUAACCUAUAAAAACACAAACUACUAAACAUAAUAUAAAUUUAAAUUAAAAAUCACCAAAACUGAUGAAAGACGCUGGAAAAAAUAUACCUAAGUAAGCAGAUUAUAUAACGGAAAUGAUAAGGAAGUGAUGUGCAUUUAAUUAUGAUUAUUAACUCAUUGUGGAUGUUUAUUAUUUUAAUAAAAAUCAAUGAUACGCGUACCUUAGUAUAAGUUCUCAAAGGUUGAGUGGUAUUAAGUUGAACGCCGACUUUAGUUAGAAAGCGCUUACUUAGUUACCCAACGCAUGUGUGCACUCAAAGUGCGCCUGCGCCAUGCCAGUGCAUUAAUAAUAAUCGAAAUUAAUUUAAAAGUAAGUUUUUACACUUGCUUUGCAGCGGAUUUGUGAAUAUUUUACUUAAGAUUUCCACCCACUCUGGGGAACACGAAUGCAUUCAGGUAAGGCAGCACCACUAAGAUAUUGACUAUUGUACUUAGUCGUCAAAUAAACCAAUAUAUGUAUGCAACUACACACUCAAGAAAAUUUAUAAACCCAUACUCACAUACAUACACGCAUAUAUAUUUUUCUAAAAGCAAUAAUUAUUGUAAUUCUUAAGUAAGUAAAUGUAUAUAAAUUACUGAGGUUUGAUAAUAUAAUAUCUAUUUUCUCUUAUUUUUUUUUUAAUUUUUAACAUAUCUUAAUUUCAAGGGUCCGAUAAAUAUAUAACCAACAAAUAAAAAAUAUUAAAAAAAUUCAAUUUAUUCCUCUUUUAGUUCUGUGAACUUUGUACAGCAUAUGAAAAGUACGUCUUCUAGAUUUUUGCCAAAUAUGCUAGGCCUUCGAGGAAGAAAUAUUCGAGCGAGUUUUUUCAAAACAAAGAAAACAGAGAUUGGGCAGCUGUUCGGAGCCCACCAAUUCAACCAAUUAUGGUAUAAGUCGUUGAGGUAUCAUAACGAAAAAGCUCCUUUCCUCGCCGAAUGAAUCCGAUUUUUUCAUUAAUUCAGCUUAGAAUUGGUCAAAAUAUCAAAAUUUGUAGCUCUGUGAUAGUGUUGUUUUUUAUUCAGAUAAUCAAUACAGAUAACAUAUUGUGAAUCCCAGAAUCGGUGACCAUCACUUUUCGCGCUGUUCACUGCUUCGAAUGUUCUUUGGUCUCUGAUAUAUAUGCAUCAGUGGAACCAUUCAGACCUUCCAUUGGAUUUUGCUUAAAUAACUUCAAACACAGCUGAAAAGUCGUUUCACGCUUAUCUAACAAGAACCAUAUGUAAGUGUCUGCAUUCUCCCUGCAUGGUCGAGAUAUUGUUGUUGUUGUUGUAACGGUUAUCUAAACCCCGUUAGGGUGGUAAGGUUCAGAUAAGUUGUCAUCGAGGUCAUCGAACGGUAGGCCCACGAAACGUGGUGUUUCGACGGAGCCGGACCAUAGGAAGAAAAAUGUCAGAUGUGCGGGCUGAGCUGGGUUAAUUUCAUGCAGGAACUCGUUGCUGGCGUUAAGUAAGAGUUUCAUCUGUUACAGUUUCCAGAACAAAGUUGGGCAAGGGUAAAAUUCCCACAAAAGCCAGUUCUACAUUACCCGAGAGUUUGUCCUCACUGGGCAACGCCUUGCAGCAGUGUUGCUCCGUAUUCACUUGACUGUUGGCAUUGAGUUCAACCCGGGCCCGAACGAAUUUUUCUGCUAAGUAUGCUCUGUAUAUAACAAACAUUUGUUUUGAAAAUUAUGUCGAAAAUUAUAGUAAAAUUUUCAUUCAGAAAUCCGAUAUUCCAAGUUUCGAUCAAAGGUUUUUCAAUCUAAGCUUUAUAGACAUUAAAAAAAAUCACCUUUGCACUCUUAAAUUUAAUUGGAAAAAUGGACUUUAAUUAAUGAUAUCACUUCUUUGAGGAUGUUCCUUAAUUUGUUUGGAAUAUUUGAAAGGUUAUAUUUUGUAGAAAAAUUAAAAUUAUUUUUUUGUAGCUUUCCUAAUUUAUUAAUCAUAUCUAUUUAAUUCAGAAUUAUAAUAGUAUGUUCUAUAUCAUGUCAUUUUGCAUAUGUAUAUACAUAUAAACAUUUUUAUUUUAUAAUUUAACACAGAAUCAUAAUUCUCUAAAUAUUUUAAAUCAAAGCAUAUAAUGCAUUUCUUCAAACGUUAACAAAUGUUGCCCAAUAUUUAGACUUAAAACCAAAUUCUAUAUUCGUGUUUAAUUAUGCACCGAAAAUUUCACAAAAUGUAUACUCACCCAUACAUACACAAAUUCACCGUAUUAAUGUAAAUUUCAUAAGCAAAAUAUAAAAACAAAAUAAUUUUGCACCAGAAAUUAAAAAGUUUAAUAGUUUGUGAAACUAGAAAAAAAAAAAACAAAAUGUGGGUUAGAUAGAAAACUCUGUAGUUGAAAACUGCUUUGCUGACAACACUUGACAUAAUUCACGUUCUGUAUAAUAACAAAUAUAAUUUGAGCCGAAAUAGCAGAUUUAUUUUUUAUAUUCCCGUGCUAAACUGAAGCAUGCUUUUAGGGACAUAAAUUGAAGUAAAAUAAUUUUCUUACCUUGAAGACAUAUAAAAUAAUUCAGUUGAAUAUUUCCUUAUAAAUAUAAACAAAAGAUUAUAUUUACUUCAGUCUUAAUGUCGUUGAAAAGGGUUUUCUAUCCAAUCACAUCCAAAAAUUAAAUAAAAUAUGUAAAAUUAACUUUAAAAUUUAAAAAUUCUGGUUCGACAACGAACUGUUGUAAAUAUAAAAUUUUAAAAGUAUAAAAUUAGAAGUACUUUAAUUUAUAAGUAAAUGGUAAAAUAUAAUGACAAGAAGACACACUCUACCAAUGUUAACUUAUGGCAAUGAAAUGUUGAAAUGAAUUUUAGGCAACAUAAAACUGAAAGAAACGCAAAAAAUUUAUCAGUGGUGCAAUUAUACAUAUUUAAAAAUAGAACGAAAAAAUUAAGGAAAUAAAUACAAAGUUUACCAAAUAAAAACUAAGAUACUAAAAAAUUCAUGAAACUGAAAAAUACCAAAUCUGUAAAAUAAUCUUUAGGCUAAUAAAUCUAAGCUAUAAGAAAAGUGAAAAUGAAUUAAAUUCAAACACAAAAUGCCAAACGUACUAAAUGAAAUAAAAAUCCACAGUUUCGAGAGCCUCAUAUAACAAAUGAAAUAACGCAAAGGUAGGAAAAAUAAACUCGACAAGAGCAGUGCAAAUGAUGGCGAUUAAAGCUGCGGUGGGCUGUUUGCCUCAUUAAGACAUGUGGAUAUAACUAAUUAAGUGAAAAACGAAACACAUAAUUAUAGUUAUAAGAUUAUUGUUAAAUGUUCUUUUUCUUUAAAGUAUUAUUCACUUUUAAUUUUGUUUAUAUUUUUU